Spodoptera littoralis (African cotton leafworm) is the source of this 4609-nucleotide messenger RNA. The record is from the annotation of a GenBank genome assembly. NCBI's taxonomy places the organism in Eukaryota, Metazoa, Arthropoda, Insecta, Lepidoptera, Noctuidae.
AUGAAACUGUUGAUACUGACGGCGUUUAUCGCCGCAGUAGCAUCGUCUGCUCAUAUUGAGACCGACACAUGGCCCUGGAAAGUCAACCAUGACUAUGUCUACAAUAUCAACAGCUACACCUGGGCUGCCUACGACAACAGCAAGCACAUUGGCAGCGCUUUUAGGACAUCGUUCUUUGUCCGCGUGAUUGCACCAGGUCAUCUCUUAGCUAGACUGAGCAAACCAUUGUAUGCAAAGCUUGAAGAAGAGAAAAUUUCAUUCAAUGAAAUACCUUCCGACAUCAAGUAUCAACCGAUUCAGAUCAUUGAUGAAGCUUUCGACAUCUUCGUUGACGGAGGUCGGGUGAAAUCAUUGAGUGUCCCUAAAACUCUCUCCAUCGCUCACGAAAACUUGCUUAAAGGUCUGGUCAGCGCUCUUCAAGUUGAUUUAUCCACUAAUGGCUACGUUCGGAAUUUCCCCAACAGCUACGACAAAGAGACAUCCCAAGGUCUUUUCAAGAAGAUGGAAACUGAUGUCAGUGGUGAAUGUGAGACCAUGUAUACUGUUGCACCUCUUUCUGUAGACUGGCACCACGAACUACCUAAAUCCACUUUAGAAGAAGAUCCUUUUGAGGUCAUAAAAGAGAACAACUACGGUUCAUGCAAGAAAUACGCUGCAUUCCAUUAUGGUGUACCACAAGGUGCACUCUGGCAUGGAAUUGCAACAGAAAACGAAGAAAAGCAAUUUAUCAAGCACACGACAGAAGCUCGCUAUGUCGUUGGUAAAAAAGGCACUAUUUACAAAUCAGAAACCAUAAGCUCCGUCUUCGUUAAUCCUCUUCUCUAUGGUAAGCAAAAGGCCGAAGUUUACAGUUAUGUGAAUGUCAAGCUUUCAUACGCUCAAUGGGCAAGCGACGACGAGUGGAAAAAAGCUGAAGAAGUUCGCCAAGUUGAUUCCCUAAUAUUAACAAUGACUGAAUCUAUGUUCGUCCCUAAAGCUAGUGAGCAGAGUAUCGCCAAUGCUCAAAAAUUACUGCAAGAUAUGACUCCUUUACUGCAAACACCGGAUAAAUUACCAAAAGCUGACUUCCUUUCAAAGUUCAACGUGCUUGUGCGUUUGAUAGCUUCUUUCAAUAAGGAACAGCUGAAAGAGUUGACCAGCAGCGUCGAAAUUGCUAGGUCCUCGAAGAACAUCGCUAAGGCUGGUAUGUGGACAAUUUAUAGAGACGCCGUCGCGCAAGCAGGAACCAUUCCUGCAUUUGAAAAAAUAAGGUUAUGGAUAAUGUCGAAAAAAGUACGAGGAGAAGAAGCAGCUCAGUUAAUUUCUGCUAUUGCCUCUACUCUUCGCUACCCUACGAUGGACGUCCAAACGAAAUUCUUCAAUCUUGCAACCAACCCUGAAGUUAUGAAGGAGCCAUCUUUAAAUAGUUCUGCUCUGUUAGCAGCUACUAAAUUCAUGCGAUUCAGUAAAGAACACGUGUUUGUUGAGGAAACCGUUAUUCCACAUCUUGCCAAAGAAUUGAAACAGGCUGUAGAAAUUGGAGAUUCCAAUAAAGCACAAGUUUACGUCCGAGCUCUCGGUAAUUUGAUCCAUCCGGCUGUCCUGAAAGUGUUUGCUCCUUAUUUGGACGGCAGCGUUAAAGUAUCUAAGUACCUUCGUAUUCAAAUAAUUGCUAGUCUAAAGCCGCUGGCAAAUACCAAAAACGAGAAUGUAAAAGCUGUACUUUACAGCAUUUUGGUGAAUACUGCUGAGCCUUACGAAGUGAGGGUCAUUGCUGCCUUGAAUAUUUUCAUGGCUGUUCCUAGUUCUGAGAUGAUGCAAGUGAUGGCACACAUGACGAACAUUGAUCCCAGUACACAAGUGCGAGCAGUCCUCGCCAAUGGCAUUAAUUUCGCGGCCAAAUUGAAAGAUCCUCGCUUCAGUGAUCUAGCUAAAACCGCCCAGUCCGUCAAAUACUUAGUUUCGGAAGAGAGGUUCGGAUACCGCCUAUCGACAGACAGCAUCAUCGAUGAGUACACGAGUGAUGAUGACAUCGCGUACUUCAGAGAACUAUCAUACAUCGGCAGUGAAGAUAACUACAUGCCUCUUUAUCACAGGUCGGCCUUGAGGUCCAGGGGCACUGGUGCCACUGAAGAGAGCCAGGUAACUUUAUCUGUAACUGGAGUGCAACAGUUGUUAGAGUACAUAGUAAACAUGAUGUACCAACCAGAGAAGGCCACCGUUGAUCUAAAGUUCUCAGCCAAGAAACUUGCUGAAAAGCUAAACAUUAAACCCAAAUCUUGGGAUCCACUGGAAGGCUCAAUUUUCCUUGAAAACCUAAACCAACAGAAACUUAUCACGUUUAACGAGGCAGAUCUUAAAGCCUUUAUUGUUGGGCUAAUUCAGAAUGCGGAACAGCUGUUGAAGGGUGUCGAUGUCCAGUACACUAAAAUUUUGAACCAUAAACAAACCUAUGUGGCGUUCCCUCUGGCUUCUGGUGUACCCUUCUACUUCGAGUACAAUGAACCCUUAAUACUCUCAUUUAAUGGCAAUGUGAAAUUCCAAUUCGAAAAGAAAAGCAACCAGUUUUAUGUGCACAAAAAUAUUGAUUUUACUUAUGCGAGAAAUUUGGACGGCAGUCUUGGUUUCUUAGAUAUGCUAAAAGAAGAAUACGCAGCUGUGGUGUAAUAAAUAAACUCCAACUUCACUUCCCCAUCAAUCUGAAUACAUAUGUAUUGCCUAAUCAAAUUAAAUUGAACUUCGUUUUGCCUGAACAAGACGCUACUUUAAUGCACUGGAGUGUUUGGCCAUACACCACCUGGCAAAGUGUAGAUUCUCUAUUAACAGUAUCAGAAACCUCCGCUACUAAAUAUAUUGAACGGCCUGCUAAAGUUAUAUCUGUUGAUUCGAAGAUAGGUUCCUCAGUUGGUCUUUCCUAUCAUCUUCAAGGAUAUUCUUAUUCUUCUGAUGCAAAAGAACUGAAUAAAUUAUUUGAUGCUGACUUUUUGACAAAUAUUGGUUUAUUACUGUAUCAGAAAGACGUUGCCUUAAGUGUAUUAAACUUCAAAUAUAUUGCUAAGGAGACUAAUAAUAAGGAUAUCACCUUCAACGUAUUCUAUGAUAAAUUGUAUGACCAGAAGUUUAGUGGUGAAAUGGGACCAGCGGCUGCAAUGAACGUGUCGGCUAAUAGUGAAGCUCGACGUGAAGAGAUAGUCAAACGUGCUGCCACGGGCAUUGUGUCAGCUCAAGUGGAAAUUUAUGACUUCAGUGUUGUUAUCGAUGGAAAACAAAAGGCUGAGUACGUAUUUACGACCGCUGUUGCUGACAGCUUUGUGGAUGAUAAGUACCAGGCAGCAUUUUUCAUUGAUUUCAAGCCGUUAGAUUUAGAACAAUUUAAUAUAGUUUACAAGGAAAUAAACCUAAAAUUGUUGUUCUCAAAUUCGAAGAGGCUCUCAAGAACAAGGUUAAAGUAACAUCGGAACUAGAUAUUAAAUAUGGCAGUUAUGAUAAUAUUCACUUCCAAGGAUUUGGUGAGCGAAGCAAGAAAUAUACUGAACAGUUAAAGAAUGACCCGCUGGCGAAACGAUGCCUGCAACAAAUCAGUAAAGACAACUUUUAUCAAAUGGACUGCUACAAGAUGAUCAUCAAGGCAAACGCCCCUGACUACUUCAAGUAUACUGCUUCAUAUAAGGACCUCAAACAAGAAUAUUGGAACACGACUUACAAUGCUUAUGAAAUAUUAAAGGAAUUUUAUUCUUGGAAUCACGAAGAAAAUUUCCUUAAGGUAAUUGACGAUGGUAAAAUGGAAAUCGAAGUACAAGCAUUCUACUAUGAAAAUUAUGUAAACUACGAAUUCAAGACUAAGUAUGGAGUAUUCCACUUGAAGAAUGUGGAAGCCUUGGAAUACUUCCCCUACGCUAUGGCUUACUACGCACCAAUUUCUGAUUGGGAACGCGCGUACAAUGUCUACUAUGGCUAUCAACACAUGCCGUACUGCUCUUUGGAUAGCAAUAAGGUGUGGACGUUCAGUGGCCGUAGCUACGAGUAUUACCUGACUAGUUCCUGGCACGCAGUGAUGGUCGAUGAGCACCAUGAUGACCUGGUCAUCCUUGCCAGAAGACCCAGUGAGAACCAUGCGGAAGUCUACGUGUCCUACAAGACUGAGGCCGGAGAUUACAUAGAACUAGAGAUUAAACCAUCGGCUGUUGAAGUAAAGAGUAACACCCUGAAGGUGGCUGAAGGUGCCCUGACUACAUACUGGUCGAACGUUAAGAAAAUCCCUCUAUUGCAGUACCACACUUUAGCUGAUGGUACUCAGAUAUUCUACAUCCACAACGAAGCCCUUCGCUUGGUCUAUGAUAAACAGAGACUCAUCAUCUUCACUGCUGACCACCGCAGUUCCACCUGGGGUCUCUGUGGACAGAGUACAUCCCAGAGCCGUGACGACUUCUUGACUCCUUACGGUCUGGUGACACGUCCGGAGUAUUACGGAGCCUCCUUCUCACUGGAAGGAGAAUUCAGCGAUCCUUCAACCGUGGAGCUGAAGAAGGAUGCGAAGCUGAAGGCGUACCAGCCUGUCUUUAAGUACACCAAUAUUCUCCGCUCUGAUGAUGAGUGGAGCAAGAUACAAAAGCCCGUCAAAGCGUUGUAA